Molecule: messenger RNA, 2700 nt
Organism: Tricharina praecox
Lineage: Eukaryota; Fungi; Ascomycota; Pezizomycetes; Pezizales; Pyronemataceae
Product: fungal-specific transcription factor domain-containing protein
Exons: 3
Coding region: 1-2700 (899 amino acids)
Biological process (GO): DNA-templated transcription; regulation of DNA-templated transcription
Molecular function (GO): DNA binding; DNA-binding transcription factor activity, RNA polymerase II-specific; zinc ion binding
Source: RefSeq, a predicted model, not a curated record
AUGCACCACCACCAUCACCAACAGCAAUCCAUGCCACCGUCAAGCCACAAAUCGAAGGCUCGUCAACACCCAUACGGAAUGCACCCAGACGACGACGACAGGAUUAACAGAAGCGGACAGAUGAACGGCUCUACUCCCGGCCCCAUUCGGAGACGUAUCAGUCGGGCCUGCGAUCAGUGCAAUCAGUUGAGAACGAAGUGCGACGGAAAACUUCCCUGUCAGCAUUGUGUCGAUUUCGCGCUGAAAUGUGAAUAUGCUCGCGAGCGGAAAAAGCGUGGAAAGGCCUCGCGCAAGGACUUGCAGGCCGCUGCCGCCGCCGCCGCGGCUUCGGCGAAUGGGCUCACGAACGGGUCCGCGUCGCCGACCGAUUCGCUGAGAGGACUGAGCACCAGUAGUCGGCGAGAUUCGGACCUCCCUCCUCCCCCGCGACCGGGAACCCUGCGGAAGGACUCGUCCUCCGUUACCAGCACGAGAACCUCUAUGGGAGACCUUCACGACAUGUCCCAGUCACAGCAGAUGCACCAUCACCACCUCCCACAGCAACAGCAGCAGCACCAUCCGCACCACCACCACCACCACCACCACCUGCCGACUCCUGAUUCGCCAUCGCUCCAGCUCGGACACGAUUCCGUUUCCGGUAUGCCACUGCAUUUCGACCGCAUGUCCCCAUUCCACCAACAGCCAUCCAAUGUGCCAGUAAGUGGCGUUCUUCUCUGGCUCGGUGGAACGUUCUCUGACUCGUUGAAUGAACAGCCCGUGGCAAACGGCUAUGCGCAAAACGAGUUUAUGAUGUCACCGCAUCACCAAGCUCCCCCGAUGACAUUCGCGGGCAAUGGAGCUUCUCCGAUCUCGGGGCUGCUGGCGGGGCAGUCGUCGGAUGCCGGCUCUCCCACCUGGAUGUCGAUGCCCUCACCGCCCCAGCACGCGUACAACGCGGGCAUCAGAUAUCCUGUCCUCCUGCCCUUGCUGCCGCACAUCGCCACAGUCAUCCCGGCGACCAUCGCUUGUGACUUGCUCGAUCUCUACUUUACAAAUCCCUCGACGUCGUUCUUCCAACCGGCUUCGCCCUACGUGUUGACUCACAUCUUCCGUCCACGGUCUUUCCUCCACCCGACUAAUCCCCGACCGACAUCGCCGGCGUUGUUGUGCGCGAUGCUCUGGGUUGCCGCGCAGACGUGCGAUGCGCCGUUCCUGACGGCUACGCCGACCGCUCGCGGAAGGGUCUGCCAGAAGCUGUUGGAGCUCUGCAUCGGUCUCUUGCGACCGUUGGUGCACGUUAGUUUCGCGACACCACAGCCCAUGCAGCGAUCGUCGGCGGACUCGGAUCACAGCUCUGUCGGUAUCGGUUUGGGCGGUCUCGGCGGUGGGCAGGCUGGUUCUCCCACUGGACGGGAAGGCAUCGGAGCGGCAGGAAGUCUGGAUGACGUUCUGACGUACGUACACCUUGGGAUCGUCAUUUCCGCUAGCGAGUUCAAGGCGGCGUCGCUCAGGUGGUGGCACACCGCGUGGACCAUGGCGCGCGAGCUCAAACUCAACCGCGAGGUAUCACCGGAAGAGCACUUGGAGGACGAGCUGGACGCGCACCAUUCCCCGGCGGAUACGGGGCCGGGUAGCGUUCACUCCCAUUCCCACCCCAGCCCGACAGGUAUGAGUGCGGAGGAGCGAGAAGAGAGACGGAGAACUUGGUGGUUACUCUUCAUCAUCGACAGGCACCUGGCGCUCUGCUACAACCGACCAGUUGCACUCCUGGAUGUGGAGUCGGAGGGAUUGUUCCUCCCGAUGGAUGACAUCACUUGGCAGAAUGGCGAUUUCUUCGGCUCCAGUGAGCAGAACCUCUACUCUCAGCCUUCACCCAGCGCACCAACCCCACCACGCACUGCCGGCGUGCAAUACGAGAUCACCGGCUGCGGAUUGUAUCAGUUCUUCCUCCCCUUGAUGGCGAUUCUCGGUCAGGUUGUGGACUUGCAUCACGCGAGGAACAGACCAAAGUUUGGGGUGGCUUCGCAGGCCAAUACCGAGGGGAACAACGAGGGAAUGGAGCCUCUGGUCCAGAUGAUCACGGAGGAACUGGAUUCGUAUGCCAGAAGUCUGCAGGAAUUUGAGGCGGCUCACAUUCGUUCCAACCAGAACAACGGCGCGAACGAAGGCGAGAGACGACCGAACGCGCCUCUCACGGAGAUGGAAAUCCAAGCGAAGAUUGCCAUUUCGUACGGUACGCAUGUAAUGCACGUUCUCCACAUCCUCGUCUCCGGUAAAUGGGACCCGAUAUCGAUGCUGGACGAUACCGACCUCUGGAUCUCUUCCAGCUCGUUCAUCUCGUCGACGGCGCAUGCCGUUUCCGCGGCGGAGGCCAUCAGCAACAUUCUCAAAUACGACCCCGAUCUCAGUUUCAUGCCGUACUUCUUUGGCAUCUAUCUGCUGCAGGGCAGUUUCUUGCUGCUCCUCAUCGCGGAUAAGCUGCAAGGGGAGGCGAGCGAUGCGGUUGUUACUGCAUGCGAGACCAUCGUGCGGGCCCAUGAAGUGUGCGUCGUGACGCUGAAUACGGAAUACCAGCGAAAUUUCCGCAAAGUAAUGAGGAGCGCGCUGAAUCAAGUGCGCGGUCGAGGAGCACCCGAAGACGUCGACGAGCAGAAACUCCGACGACGAGAAGUUUUGCAGCUUUACCGAUGGUGUGGAAACGGAACUGGUCUGGCUCUGUAA